AUGACAGCUGCGUAUGACUUCAUGUAUUUCCUGGUGCUUUCACUUUCAGCGACAGUUGGGGUGGCAGUGUCGGUGGUCUGGGGGAACAUGGGCUUGAGUGGGGGGUGCCUCAGAGAGAGCAAGAUGGCGGGUGUUACUCUCUUGGUGUGACCGGUGGCAGUAUCGAUCAGCAAUGCCCCACAGACUUUUGCGCGCCGAAAUAUGCGUGCGACAGCUUUAACCUAACCACUUCGGUGGAAACCGGAUUUCUGUUCGAUACGGUGUCGGGAGUGCUGAGGGGGGAGGGCUUGGCCCUUGUGGUUGCAGGUGGCAAGGAAGUAGGAACAAGGGGUGGCAGUGUCGGGGGUCUGGAGGAACGAGGGCUUGAGUGGGGGGUGCCUCAGAAAGAGCAAGACGGCGGAUGUUUCUCUCUUGGUGUGACCGGUGGCAGUAUCGAUCAGCAAUGCCCCACAGACUUUUGCGCGCCGAAAUAUGCGUGCGACAGCUUUCACCUAACCACUUCGGUGGAAAGCGGAUUUCUGUUCGAUACGGUGUCAGGGGUACCAGGGAAGACGGGGCCGAGUUUUUUUUUAUUUCGAGUGGAUGAGGUUGGGGUUUUGUUCGUUUUUCUCCAUCUAAGGUUCGUGCCUAGAGUUCAGCUGUAGCGUUUCAACCAAAGUUUUGUUGACUUAGAGGCAACAUUCCUAGCUAUUGGGCAUCGAGUUUUUUUGGCUUGGCAUGACGGCCUUUACGAUCGACGUUUUAUGUAUGUCUGCAUUUAUCUGCAAUUGUCGGAGGGCAAACAAAAUAAUAAUAA
Molecule: messenger RNA, 796 nt
Organism: Ectocarpus sp. CCAP 1310/34
Lineage: Eukaryota; Phaeophyceae; Ectocarpales; Ectocarpaceae
Source: the annotation of a GenBank genome assembly